Marmota flaviventris (yellow-bellied marmot) is the source of this 1138-nucleotide messenger RNA. It is a transcript of the gene Pon1, whose product is annotated as paraoxonase 1. The record is from RefSeq and is a predicted model, not a curated record. NCBI's taxonomy places the organism in Eukaryota, Metazoa, Chordata, Mammalia, Rodentia, Sciuridae. Gene Ontology annotation, molecular function: aryldialkylphosphatase activity; arylesterase activity. Gene Ontology annotation, cellular component: extracellular region. Gene Ontology annotation, biological process: response to toxic substance.
CGGUCCGUGCAUAAGUCCAUCUGUCCGUUAGUCUGUCCAGAGCCAUGGCGAAGCUGACGGUGCUCACCCUCAUGGGGCUGGGACUGGCGCUUUUCAGAGAUCACCGGUCUUCUUACGAAGAACGACUUAAUGCUUUCCGUGAAGUGAAACCUGUGGAACUUCCCAACUGUAAUUUUGUUAAAGGAGUCGAAGCGGGCUCUGAAGACAUAGAGAUACUGCCUAAUGGGCUGGCUUUCAUCAGCUCCGGAUUAAAAUAUCCUGGCAUAAAGAGUUUUGAGCCUGAUAAACCUGGGAAAAUACUUUUGAUGGACCUGAAUGAAGAAGAUCCAGCAGUGUUGGAGUUGAAAAUUACAGGAAGUAAAUCAGAUUUGUCUUCAUUUAACCCUCAUGGGAUUAGCACAUUCACAGAUGAAGAUAAUGCUGUGUACCUGCUGGUGGUGAACCAUCCAGAUUUCAAGUCCACGGUGGAGGUGUUUAAAUUUCAAGAAGAAGAAAAAUCACUUUUGCAUCUGAAAACCAUUAGGCACAAACUUCUGCCUAGUUUGAAUGAUAUCGUCGCUGUGGGACCUGAGCAUUUUUAUGCCACAAAUGAUCACUAUUUUAUUGACCCAUACUUACGAUCCUGGGAGAUGUACUUGGGUUUAGCCUGGUCAUAUGUGGUUUACUACAGUCCCGAUGAAGUUCGAGUGGUGGCAGAAGGAUUUGACUUUGCUAAUGGAAUCAACAUUUCACCUGAUGGCAAGUAUGUCUACAUAUCCGAGUUGCUGGCUCAUAAGAUUCAUGUGUAUGAAAAGCACGCUAAUUGGACUUUAACUCUGUUGAAGUCCCUCGACUUUGACACACUUGUGGAUAACAUAUCCGUGGAUCCCGUGACGGGGGACCUUUGGGUUGGUUGCCAUCCCAAUGGCAUGAAGAUUUUCUUCUACGACCCAGAGAAUCCUCCUGCCUCAGAGGUGCUUCGAAUCCAGAACAUCUUAACAGAAGAACCCAAAGUGAAACUGGUUUAUGCAGAAAAUGGCACAGUGUUGCAAGGCUGCUCAGUAGCCUCCGUGUACAAGGGGAAACUGCUGAUCGGCACCGUGUAUCACAAAGCACUUUACUGUGAACUCUAACAGGACGACUUGCCAGAGUCAUAGAA